AUGUAUUCGGAUAAGGUAGUCAUUGAUGCCUCGUACAAAUCAAACCCUGUUACCACAAAACCAGUUAACAUUAAGUAUAAGAAAACUUUGGAAAAGGUCCUUCAGCGAGGUGACAACCGUCGCCGUCUUCUUGUAAAUCAGACAUGUAGCUGUAAGACUGAGUCUUAUAAUUGGACAAAUGUAAGUAAAAUUGCUUCAUUAACUAGUCAAUCGAGCCCAAACAGAAGUAAAAUACUGUGCAUGAAGAAACGAUUUCCAAAAGCACUCUUAGUUGGAAUGACAAAAGGUGGGACGACAGCUUUGAUGAGUUUUAUCAACGAACAUCCGACAAUAGUCGCGCGCACAGUACGACCGUUUGACACGAGAUAUUUCAAUCAUUAUUACGAUGACAAGUCAUAUGACUGGUAUAAAAAUUUGAUGCCUUGCAGUUAUGCUCAUCAAAUCACUGUGUCCAGAUGUACCGAAUAUUUCUUCACAUCCAGCGUUCCCGAGAGAGUCCGAGCGUUCGACCCGUCAAUGAAACUGAUUGUCAUUGUGAGAGAGCCUGUUGCAAGAGCACUGUCGCAAUAUGUUAUGUGGAAAUACCAGGCUGAGUAUAGGAUUGGAAAUUUCUCUUUUGAAGAUGCGAUAACUGCUGGGCCAAAUAAAGACAUAGACCCAACGUCUCGACUUAUUGUGGUUUCAAAUUACCAAAGGCACAUGCAAAUCUGGUUAAAAUAUUUCAAUUUGUCGCAAUUUCUAAUUUUAGAUAGUUUAACUUUUGUUACCAAUCCUGUAAAGGAAUUAAACAAGUUAGAAGAUUUUUUAGGAGUAGACCGGUUUUUUACUGAAAACAACUUUGUUUAUAAUGCCAAAAGACAAAAAUACUGUGUUCUAUCGAGAGAUGGCGUCGCGAAAUGCCAGCAUAAAAAGAAAGGAAUGCCUCAUCCACCUUUAAAAAAAGACUUGAAAAUUAAACUUGAAAACUUCUUUAAACCUCGAAAUAACAUGUUUUUCAAGAUGAUAAACAAAAGUUAUGAUUGGGGUUAUUAG
Messenger RNA from Ruditapes philippinarum (Manila clam), 1032 nucleotides. Its product is annotated as heparan sulfate glucosamine 3-O-sulfotransferase 6-like. The transcript has a single exon. Gene Ontology annotation, molecular function: [heparan sulfate]-glucosamine 3-sulfotransferase activity. The record is from RefSeq and is a predicted model, not a curated record. The coding region runs from base 1 to 1032 and encodes 343 amino acids. Lineage: Eukaryota; Metazoa; Mollusca; Bivalvia; Venerida; Veneridae.